AUCACAUUUAACACCAAACUUCCAAAAAAAAAAAUCUCCCCCAACCUCGCCCAUCCCGACUCGCCGGCGGCCGCCACGAAACCCUCGCCGCCGCCGACUGUAGGAAUCGCACAUCUCCCCCCUCCCCCUGGAAACAGAAGAAUUCCUUGUCUUCACCCGCGGGACUCAUCGUAUUCGUCCGGCGGAACCUUGUUGGGACUUCAGCGCCGGCCUGGAGACCCCGCGAUGGGGGCGAACGCCGACCCCUCUGGGUCCCUUGGCGGGCCCCACCGCCGCCUCUCCUCCCCGGUGCCCGCGCCGGCGCCGCUGCCGCUGCCGCAACAUCAGCAUGGCGUAGCGGCGAAUACUGUGGCCGCGCUGCGGCACGACCCAGGGCUCGCCGCGCGGUGGUCGCCCGAGGAGCAGGUCCUGCUCGACAAGGGCCUGGCCAAGUUUGUGGCAGAUGCACCUGUAGUUCGCUACGCAAAAAUUGCGAUGACUCUGCCGGACAAGACAGUGCGAGAUGUGGCCCUUCGCUGCAGAUGGAUGGCUAAAAAAGAGUGUAGCAAGAAAAGGAAGGAGGAAUUAUCUAAGAAAAGCAAAGAAAAGAAGGAAAGAGUUGGUGACUCUUCAUCAAAAGGUCCAGCACACAUAGUAUCACGACCUAAUGCUCCAUCAUAUACAGUUCCUGUUCUCCCUAUCGAUGAUGAUGAUGUUUCAUACAAAGCUAUUGGAGGCCCAACUGGACAGCUUUUAGAGCACAAUGCGCAGAUCUUAAAUCAAAUCCAUUCAAAUAUUUCAAACAUGCAGGUACAAGAUAACCUCUCUCUUUUAGGCCAAACAAGGGACAAUAUACUUACAGUUCUGAAAGAGGUAAAUGAUGUUCCUGAAAUAAUGAGGCAGAUGCCGCCCCUUCCUGUAAAGAUGAAUGAAGAUUUGGCCAACUUGAUUUUGCUGAGGCCUCCAGGCACAUGAUAUGUACCGUCAACUCAUCAAUCAGCCUUGUGUGGAGAUCAGUAUAGAAGCUUGGGAGUUCGCUUAUGGAAAGAAAUCGCUAUAGAUACCAGAUACCUGUGUCUACUGUCUAGAUCUUAAAUCCGGACGUGUAACCCCCUUUCCCUUUUAUACCUUGGUUCUAUUUGUUCAGCUGACCGUAGAUGUUGGAUGUACAAAGCCGUCGGUUGCGAUAGGGUUAAACAUGUGUACAGCGAACCUGUGUAAAGAAUAGGAGUUUCAUGUCGCGGUUGUGUAGCGUUGACAUUCAGUUCAAAAAUACAUGCAAAUACAAUCGGCUCCUGAAAUUAUAGAAAAAGCAUCGAAUUGCAAAC
Molecule: messenger RNA, 1307 nt
Organism: Setaria italica (foxtail millet)
Lineage: Eukaryota; Viridiplantae; Streptophyta; Magnoliopsida; Poales; Poaceae
Exons: 7
Coding region: 226-954 (242 amino acids)
Source: RefSeq, a predicted model, not a curated record